ACUUUAUUCAGUUGACAGCAAGUAGGAGGGCUCUAUGGCAGGGGAAAAAAAGACAACACGAGAAAAAUUAGUAUUUUCUACCUUCAGAAAUUAAUGGCCAUGAGUUCGUAUAUGGUGAACUCUAAGUAUGUGGAUCCCAAAUUUCCUCCUUGCGAGGAAUAUUUGCAGAAUAGCUACCUAGGCGAGCAGGGGGCCGAGUACUACAGUGCCUCGCAGGGCUCUGAUUUCCAGCACCAGGGACUCUACCCACGGUCAAACUACAGCGAGCAGCCCUUUAGCUGUAGCAAUGCCCCAGGCUCUGCCGUGCAGCCGCGGGGUCACGGACAGGAGCAAUCCGGCCCGGCGAGCCACUUCCCCGGCCAAGCAGAGCAUUGUCCACCGCCUCCAAUGUCCAACUCGCGAGCCUGCAGCCAGCAGCCGGCCCUCAAACCCCCAAACGGGUCAGCACUUAAGCAGCCAGCAGUAGUUUAUCCCUGGAUGAAGAAAGUCCAUGUUAACUCGGUGAAUCCCAAUUACAACGGAGGGGAACCUAAACGCUCCCGCACAGCUUACACCAGACAGCAAGUCCUAGAACUGGAAAAAGAAUUUCAUUUUAACAGGUACCUGACCAGGCGCCGCCGUAUCGAGAUAGCCCACACUUUGUGUCUCUCUGAGCGCCAGAUCAAGAUCUGGUUUCAGAACAGAAGAAUGAAGUGGAAAAAAGACCACAAACUGCCCAACACGAAGGGCAGGUCUUCUUCCUCUGGUUCAAACCCCCAUUUACAGACUGGUUCCAAGGACCAUCAGACUGACUUGACAACUUUGUAG
This is a messenger RNA of Nipponia nippon (crested ibis), 807 nucleotides long. Lineage: Eukaryota; Metazoa; Chordata; Aves; Pelecaniformes; Threskiornithidae. The record is from RefSeq and is a predicted model, not a curated record.